This is a messenger RNA of Penicillium brevicompactum, 1035 nucleotides long. Its product is annotated as zinc-binding alcohol dehydrogenase family protein. The record is from RefSeq and is a predicted model, not a curated record. Bases 1 to 1035 code for a protein of 344 amino acids. Gene Ontology annotation, molecular function: oxidoreductase activity, acting on NAD(P)H. NCBI's taxonomy places the organism in Eukaryota, Fungi, Ascomycota, Eurotiomycetes, Eurotiales, Aspergillaceae. The transcript has a single exon.
AUGCCUGGGAAACAUCGCGCCGCCGUACUCCCCCAGCCAGGCGGUCCCCUCUCCGUUGAGGAUCGUGCCACCCCCGAGCCAGGCCCCAAUGAAGUCCUCAUCGAAGUCAAAGCAAUCGCUUUGAAUCCCGUCGACCACUCUCAGCGUGACAAUGGAUUCCCGCCUGUACCUGCCUAUCCAGCUGUACUUGGGUGCGAUAUAUCCGGCAUCAUCGCAAAAGUGGGAUCCAAUGUCACUGCCAUUUCGCCAGGAAGCCGUGUUACCGCGCUCGCCUCAUCUUUCUUUCAGAAUGGCUCGCCGGACUAUGGCGCCUACCAGAAGUACGCACUGGCACAGUCCGAAGGCGUCACGGUGAUUCCGGAUAACAUCUCCUUCGAGCAAGGAGCGGUAUUCCCUUUAGCUGUCUUUACCAGCCUGACUGCUUGGACAGUUAUCGGCAUCCCGCUUGAGACCAGGUACACCCCACAAGAUAAGCAGGCAGUACUUAUCUGGGGCGGUGCGAGCAGCGUGGGCACUUUCGCAAUUCAAUCGGCUCGAUCGCUUGGGUUUACCAUCUAUGCCACGGCCAGUCCCAAGCACCACGAAUACCUCCGAAAGCUCGGGGCUCACGCCGUAUUCGACUAUAAAGCGAGUGAUGUCGUUUCGCAGAUUGUUGAGGCUCUGAAGAAAGAUGAGUUGAAUCUUAACGUUGCACACUGUGUCGUGGAUGGUGGACUGCAGCCAACGCUAGAUAUUCUCAAAGAGACCAAGGGUGACAUCGCUGCGAAGGUUGCCCAUUCACCUAUUCUGCCUCCGGACCAUCCGACGCUCGACAACACGACAAUUCUCUUUAAUCUUGCGUCCCAACACCCAGAAGAGAGAAACGCGCACAUGCGGCAGUGUUUCCAUGGGUGGCUAAAGGAUGGUCUGGAGUCUGGCUCAGUCGUCCCUAGUCCUAACCUCCAAGUUGAAUCGGGUGGUCUGGAAGGGGUGAAUGCAGCUCUAGACAAGUUGAAAGCCGGUGUCAGUGGAACCAAGUUGGUCUUGUCAAUCUGA